Molecule: messenger RNA, 3774 nt
Organism: Microtus ochrogaster (prairie vole)
Lineage: Eukaryota; Metazoa; Chordata; Mammalia; Rodentia; Cricetidae
Gene: Abcb5
Product: ATP binding cassette subfamily B member 5
Biological process (GO): oligopeptide export from mitochondrion
Cellular component (GO): mitochondrial inner membrane
Molecular function (GO): ATP hydrolysis activity; ABC-type oligopeptide transporter activity; ATP binding
Source: RefSeq, a predicted model, not a curated record
AUGGGCAAGAGAUGGGAUGCUGUGAACCCGCUGGCAGGCAGUGAAUUAUUAAAUGUUCUAGAGGAGAACUUUCUAGGAAACCUUUUUGCAGUGAACUAUCAGAACUGCUCUCAGUCUCAAGAGAAGGUGAAUGAAGAUAUCAUCAUCUUGACUCUGUACUAUGUUGGGAUAGGAGCAACUGCCCUCAUUUUUGGCUACAUACAGAUUUCCUUCUGGGUCAUAACCACUGCCCAGCAAACCAGAAGAAUUCGAAAACAGUUCUUUCAUUCAAUUUUGGCACAAGACAUCAGCUGGUUUGAUGGCAGUGACAUCUGUGAACUUAACACUCGCAUAGCUGGUGACAUCAACAAAAUCUGUGGUGGCGUUAGAGAUAAGAUGGCACUGCUGUUUCAGAACAUGUCUGGGUUUUCUGUUGGCCUGGUGAUGAGCUUAAUAAAGAGCUGGAAGCUCUCCCUGGUGGUUCUGUCCACAUCUGAUAUGGCUUCGUCCUCAAUGUGCUCAAGGAUUUCCUUCUGGGUCAUAACCACUGCCCAGCAAACCAGAAGAAUUCGAAAACAGUUCUUUCAUUCAAUUUUGGCACAAGACAUCAGCUGGUUUGAUGGCAGUGACAUCUGUGAACUUAACACUCGCAUAGCUGGUGACAUCAACAAAAUCUGUGGUGGCGUUAGAGAUAAGAUGGCACUGCUGUUUCAGAACAUGUCUGGGUUUUCUGUUGGCCUGGUGAUGAGCUUAAUAAAGAGCUGGAAGCUCUCCCUGGUGGUUCUGUCCACAUCUGUCAUAUGGCUUCGUCCUCAAUGUGCUCAAGGCGGCAGUGGAAAGCCACGCGGCGGAACCCCCAAUGCAGCGGGCACAUGUGAGCAGACCCAUGGAGCCAUAAAAGCAGCUGCUAGCCCUGAAGAGACGGUUGUCAGUCCCUGGGGCGGGCUGGUCGAGUCGCCAUGCGACAAGCAGCUACUGUGGGUUUUCUUCAGUGCGAUCCAUAGUAGUUAUUGCAUUGGCUCUGCAGCCCCUCACUUGGAAACCUUCACCAUAGCCCGUGGAGCUGUCUUAAAUAUUUUUCAUGUUAUUGAUGAAAAACCCAAUAUAGAUAACUUCUCAACAACUGGAUAUAAGCCUGAAUGUGUAGAAGGAAGCAAAGAAUUUAGAAAUGUUUCUUUCAGUUAUCCAUCAAGACCGUUCGUCCCAAUUCUCAAAGGUCUCAAUCUCAAGAUUAAUUCUGGAGAGACAGAAGCUUUGGUUGGUCCCAGUGACAGUCGCAAGAGCACAACAGUCCGGCUUCUGCAGAGGCUAUAUGAUCCCGAAGAAGGCUGCGUACUGGAUGAGAACGACAUCCGAAAUCAAAACGUGAGGCAUUACUGAGAGCACAUCUGAGUGGUCAGCCAAGAGCCCGUUUUGUUUGGGACCACCAUUGGUAACAAUAUUAAGUUUGGGCGUAAAGGCGUUAGUGAAGAGAUGGAGCAGGCAGCCAAGGAGGCAAAUGCCUACGACUUCAUAAUGGCCUUCCCUAAGAAACUGAACACACUAGUGGGGGAGCAAGGAGCUCAGAUGAGCGGAGGCCAGAAACAGAGAAUCAUCAUUGCUCGAGCGCUAGUUCGAAACCCCAAAAUUCUGAUCUUAGACGAGGCUACAUCUGCUCUUGACACAGAAAGUGAGUCAGUUGCUCAAACUUUACUGGAGAAGGCGAGCAAAGGUCGGACUACAAUUUUGGUAGCACACCCUCUUUCCAGUAUUCGUGGGGCAGACCUGAUUGUGACUAUGAAGAACGGCAUGGUAGCAGAGGAAGGGACUCACGCUGAACUAAUGGCAAAGCAGGGGCUGUAUUACCCACUCGUCAUGACCCAGGAUAUUAAAAAAGCUGAUGAACAAAUGGAGGCAAAGACGUGUUCCACUGAGGAAAAAAGCAGCUCUAUUUCUCUGUGUGAUGUGAGCAGCUCCAAGUCCCUCUGUGCUGACCAGUCUGAGGAAGUCAUCCACCAUCAAAAGACAAUUCUUCCGGAAGUUUCACUAUUAAAAAUACCUAAAUUAAACAAGUCUGAAUGGCCUUUUGUUCUGGGCACACUGGCUUCUGUCCUAAUUGGAUCUGUUUACCCAACAUUUUCUAUCUUCUUUGCAAAAUUAGUCGCUAUGUUUGAAAACGACAACAAAACCACAUUAAAACAUGAUGCAGAACUUACUCCAUGCUCCUGAUCAUCCUGGGCUCUGCUGCUCUUGGUGAACCUGAUGCAGGGGUUGUUUUAUGGCCAAGAAGAGGGAAAUUUAGCCAAGAGAUUAAGACAUUUGGCAUUUCAAGCCAUGUUGUAUCAGGAUAAGGCCUGGUUUGAUGAUAGCGAAAACAGCAUGGGAGCCUUGACCACAACCUUAGCCGUGGAUGUAGCACAGAUUCAGGGGGCAGCAACUUCAAAACUUGGUAUCAUAACCCAAGAUGUGACCAGCAUGGUGCUGUCUGUUCUUAUCUCCUUCAUACACGGGUAGGAGAUGACUCUCCCGAUGCUCAGCUUCGCACCUGUACUCACAGCCCUGACAGGGAUGAUUGAGACUGCAGCGGUGGCUGGAUUUGCCAGCAGGGAUAAGCAAGAAUGCAAGAGUGCUGGAAAGAUUGCAACCGAAGCUGUGGAGAACAUACGUACUGUACUAUCUUUAACACGAGAAAAUGCCUUUGAGCAAAUGUACAAGGAGAAGCUUCAGACCCGACACAGAAAUGUCUUGAAGAAAGCACACAUCACUGGAAGCUGUUAUGCGGUCGGGAACGCUUUUGUGUAUUUCGCCCAUUCAGCAGGAUUUCCCUUUGAAGCCUCUUUGAUUCGAGCUGGACGGAUGACACCAGAAGGUAUGUUCACAGUUUUUACUGCCAUUGCAUAUGGUGCUAUAGCCAUUGAAGAAACACUUGUUUGGACUCCAGAAUAUUCCAAAGCCAAAGUUGGAGCUGCACAUCUGUUUGCUUUGCUGAAAAAGAAACCAACUAUGGACAGCUGCAGUCAAGCGGGGGGGGGGGAGGACACCUGCAAAGGGAAUUUAGAAUUUCGAGAAGUCUCUUUCUUCUAUCCAUGUGGCCCCCAAGUUCCCAUCCUCCAUGACCUGUCCCUCAUCAGCAUUAAGAAAGGGAAGACUGUGGCAUUUGGUAGAAGCAGUGGCUGUGGAAAAAGCACUUGUGUCCAACUGCAAAGAUUUUAUGACCCCAUGAAAGGACAAGUGCUGCUUGAUGGUAUUGAUGUAAGGGAACUGAACUUGCAGUGGCUGCGUUCCCAGACAGCCGUUGUCUCCCAGGAGCCUGUGCUCUUCAACUGCAGCAUUGCUGAGAACAUCGCCUAUGGUGAUAGCAGCUGCAUGGUGCCCUUAGAGGAGAUCAAAGAAAUCGCAGAUGCAGCCAACAUCCAUUCCUUCAUAGAAGGCCUCCCCAGGAAAUACAACACUCAAGUUGGACAGGGAGUGCAGCUCUCUGGGGGCCAGAAACAAAGACUGGCUAUUGCAAGGGCUCUUCUCCGAAAGCCAAAAAUUACUUCAGCCCUUGACAUUGAGAGCGAGAAGGUGGUUCAGCAUGCCCUUGAAAAAGUCCGGAGAGGGAGGACCUGCCUAGUGGUGACUCACAGACUCUCCACAGUACAAAAUACAGAUCUGAUCAUAGUUCUACAAAAUGGAAAAAUCAAAGAGCAGGGAACGCAUGAGGAGCUCCUGAGAGACAGAGACACAUACUUUGGAUUAGUAGCUGCACAGUGUAUGCACAGAAGUUACCAGCCUUGCAUGCAUUAUGAUCUUUAUGAUCAAAUUACUAAGUAA